AUGAAGGAAAACAUUAAAAAUUAUUUAAAUACUGUGCAGGAAAUGAUAUUAGACGAAGAAAAACUAGUUACAUACAUUUCACUUAGUAAAGAACUUUGCCUACAUGUCAACGAAAGCAAAAUACUGUUGCAAAAGCUCAUAGAAGAUAUUCGUGAAAAGAACCCGAAGAUUGCUCUAAAUAUUAACUAUAUUAUUUCUGGUAUAACAGACAAAAACGUUGCUAAAACAAUUGUGUGUACUGAGGCUGAAUUAAGCGAUCUUAAAAAGAACUUCGAGGCUAUAUUUUUCGAACAUAUAUACAGUGUUAACAAAGGGUUUUCACGUGUAAAUAAUGCUUCGUUAUUAACUACCAACAAAUUCGAGGAUUUUACUUUAUGUACAGGUAUAAUAAAAUGUAGUGAAUGCUUAAAACGAACCGCUGAUGAAAUUGGAGCUCUAAAGUCUAACAGUCAAAAUCGUGCUAUAAUUGAUAAUAAAACUGAAAAUAUACCUCCAAAGAAAAUAAAGAAAGACAUUCCUGAAAAAUCAAAGGAAUCGGUAAAUAAUAAAGAGGAGCCGAAGCACAAUGGAACUAAGUUUCAGGAAAACAUAAAAAAUGAAAUAUGCUCACCUAAAAAAGAAGAUAUUUGCAAAACAGCAACAAAUAAAAACAAUAUAAAACAGAAAGGAAUAGCUGGAUUUUUUGGUAAAUCUAAUGGAGUUACUAUUAAAAAGGAAAUAGAAAAAAAGCCAGUCAAAACAGAAGUUAAAGAGGUCAAGGUACAAAUGUCUACUACAACAGAAGUUAAAGUAGAAAGAAUGUCAGUAGAUAUUGUAGUGGAAAAUGAACAAAAGAAAGUUAAAGAGAGUGAUAAGAAAUUGAAGAACAAACAAGAAGCAGAAAAAAAGACUGACAAAAAGUCUGAUGUAGUAGAAGAAAAGAAAAUCACAAAGAAAAACUUGAGAGUUGACAAGAAAAGAAAGAGAGUGUUAUGUGUUUCAGAUAGUGAGAGCGAUAAUGAAACUAAUGACCCAUUUAUCUCUGAAGAACAUAUGGAUGUAAAAAAUGAGUCAGAAGAUGAAAUACCUCCUACCCCAUCUGUAAAUCCCAUUAAAAUCACUUCAGGUAUAGUAAAUCCUAAAAAGAGAAGAAAGAUUGUAGAUAAGACAUAUACUGGUGAAGAUGGUUAUAUUAUAACAAGAAAGGAAGAGGUAUAUGAGAGUUGUUCCGAAAAUGAUGAAGAAGUAACAAGCAAAGAAAAUGUUGAACAUGUUAAUACAAAAAUAAUAGAGACCUCACCAAAAGGAAAGAAGAACGGUAUGAAAACUUCUAAGAAAAAGGUAUCUCAACCCCAAACAGGAAAACAAACUACAAUUAUGAACUUCUUUAAUAAAUCUGUAAACUGA
This is a messenger RNA of Parnassius mnemosyne (clouded apollo), 1386 nucleotides long. The record is from the annotation of a GenBank genome assembly. NCBI's taxonomy places the organism in Eukaryota, Metazoa, Arthropoda, Insecta, Lepidoptera, Papilionidae.